Camellia sinensis is the source of this 2051-nucleotide messenger RNA. RefSeq names its product pentatricopeptide repeat-containing protein At1g02370, mitochondrial. The record is from RefSeq and is a predicted model, not a curated record. Gene Ontology annotation, molecular function: protein binding. Gene Ontology annotation, cellular component: mitochondrion. NCBI's taxonomy places the organism in Eukaryota, Viridiplantae, Streptophyta, Magnoliopsida, Ericales, Theaceae.
AAACCAAACAAGCCCUUUAUACUUGGUCAAAUUCCGCGACACGAAGGGGCUGAGCUGAAAGCCUCGUCCCUUCACUCACAGGUAGAAGGCAGAACAAAACCCGAAGUGCGAGCGAGUGCAGAUUAGAAGGCUGAUGAUGAUCUCCGUAAGAGUAAGAGUAAGGGUAAGAGAGAUGAUGAAGUAUAGUCGUCUGGUCUCUGCUGGAGCAUCAUCGGUGGCGAGAUGGCUUUGCACGGCGGCGGUGGAGACGGAGGCGGAAGUUACGCGCCGUCGUGGAAGGGAGGGGCGGCUGUACCGGAGGUUGUCGGAGUUGGGACUCACCGGCGGGACCGCGGGACAGGCGUUAAAUCAGUACAUUAGGGAGGGCAAAAUCGUCAAGAAAUAUGAGCUCCUGCGAUGCAUCAAGGAACUCCGCAAGUACGGUAGCUACAAACAUGCCCUCCAGAUAAUGGAAUGGAUGGAGAUGAGAAACAUUAACUUUGCAUUCCGUGAUUAUGCAACACGUUUAGAUCUUACAUCAAAAGCCCAAGGGAUAGCUGAAGCUGAGAAUUACUUCAGUGGCCUCUCACAAUAUGCAAAGAACCAAUGUACUUACGGAGCCCUCCUAAACUGCUAUUGCAAAGAAAAAAUGACAGAUAAGGCAUUGGCUCUCUUCAAGAAGAUGGAUGAAAUGAAUAUUGCCUCUACUUCUGUGGCGUUUAACAAUCUUAUGUCCCUCUAUAUGAGAUUAGGUCAGCCUGAGAAAGUGCCUCCCUUGAUCGAAGAGAUGAGACACAGGAACAUCCCACUGGACACAUUUUCUUAUAAUAUCUUGAUGCAUAGCUAUUCGUGUUUAAAUGAUAUCGAGGCAGUAGAAAGAGUUUUUGAGGAGAUAACGGAGGAAAAUGAAAAAGAGUGUGAUUGGACAACAUUUAGUAAUUUGGCUGCAGUUUAUGUCAAGUAUGGACUUAACGAGAAAGCUGAGUCAGCUCUUAAAAAGUUAGAGGAAGAGAUGGGACCUCGUAGCCGUUAUGCUUACCAUUGUCUGAUUAGUUUGUAUGCUGGUACAUCCAAUUUAGACGAGGUCCAUCGAGUUUGGAAUUCCCUGAAGUCGGGUUUUCCAAAGACGACUAAUGUGAGUUAUCGUGUUAUGCUUCAUGCUCUUGACAGACUGAAUGAUAUUAAUGGCCUAAAGAGAUGCUUCGAGGAAUGGGAGUCGAGUUACUCCAGCUAUGAUAUCAGGUUAGCAAAUGUUGCUAUAAGUGCUUACCUAAAAAAUGACAUGAUCGUAGAAGCUGAAUCGGUCCUUGAUGAGGCCAUCAAGAGAUCAGAAGGACCUUUUUUUAAGGCUUGGGAUAUGUUCAUGAUGUUCUUCUUGAAGCAACGUCGAGUGGAUUCCGCUUUUAAGUACAUGGAGUCAGCUUUGGGGCAUCCAAAAUCUGAAAGUGUUGAUAAAGUUCUGAAGUAUUUUGAGGAAGAGAAAAAUGUUGAUGGUGCCGAAGAGUUAUGCAAGACGUUGAAGAAGGUUAAUUGUCUUGAUUCCAAGGCCUAUGAUUCUUUGCUUCGAACAUAUAUUGCCGCUGGAAAAUCAGCACCUGAUAUGCGGAUGAGGAUAGAGGCAGAUGGUAUUGAAGUGAACAGCGAGUUUGAGAAUUUGCUUGAAACGGUUUGCCCCAAAUGAGUUGGGGAGUCCUCUAGUAUCCCUGACAAAGCAAACAGUUUUUAGUAGUUUCAUUCAAUGUGGAUGGUAAAAGUUUCUGUCAUGUAUAACAGUUACAUCGUGAUACAUUAUUUUUUUUUUCUUUUUUAACAGGAAAUUACAUUCACAAUUUGACCAGUGUCAUUUUCUGGGUAAACAGAAGGGAAGCUAAUCAGAUUCCAACACAACUAUAGAAAUGCUUUCUAGUGGUGACCAAGAGCUUUAGGAGUCUUGUAUGUCUUUUAAGCCUUGUAAAUUUUGACAUAGCCUCAGGGUUGUGAGAGAGUUUCUUUUGGAUUGUUAUGUUUUCUUCGUAUGAUUCGAUGAAGAGAUUUGUUGCCUAAUGCAUUUGUCAUCAUGUGACUCUUGAGGA